Messenger RNA from Saxophila tyrrhenica, 4368 nucleotides. RefSeq names its product Dicer-like protein 1 (gene dcl1). Gene Ontology annotation, molecular function: ATP binding; ribonuclease III activity; RNA binding. The transcript is spliced from 2 exons. Bases 1 to 4368 code for a protein of 1455 amino acids. Gene Ontology annotation, biological process: siRNA processing. Lineage: Eukaryota; Fungi; Ascomycota; Dothideomycetes; Mycosphaerellales; Extremaceae. Gene Ontology annotation, cellular component: cytoplasm; RISC complex; nucleus. The record is from RefSeq and is a predicted model, not a curated record.
AUGGAUUCUGACGAAGACGAUUACGACGAGGCGCCGCAGCCUGGUCACGCCCCCAGCAAUCUUUCGGAGCGGCGCAGAGCACAGAAGGCUGCUUUCGACGCCUGGCUCACCAGUGAUGUCGGCCAGGAAGCGCUGAAGCCAAAGUCAAAGGAAGCCAGACUGAAGAAUGCUGCCGACGAGGAGCUUUCCAUUCACUCACUCAUGGCCAAGGAAGGCACCCAGAUCAUCAAGAACCCACGAGAGUACCAGAUGGAGCUCUUCGAGAGAGCCAAGAACGAGAACAAGAUCGCUGUCCUCGACACCGGCUCCGGAAAGACUCUCAUCGCCGUACUUCUUCUCCGCCACAUCAUCGACCAGGAGCUUGAAGACCGAGCUACUGGCAAAGCAGCCCGUAUCAGCUUCUUCCUCGUCUCUUCAGUCACACUCGUAUACCAGCAGUUCUCCGUGCUGGAGACUAACCUCGACCACAAGAUCGCACGUGUUUGCGGAGCUGACAAUACUGACUUCUGGCAGAAGGCGAAGUGGACAAAGCUGUUUGAAGAGAGCAGGGUCGUUGUGUGCACUGCCGAGAUCUUGCACCAAUGCCUGUUCCACAGCUAUAUAAGUAUGAAACAGAUCAACUUACUUAUAUUCGACGAAGCUCACCACGCGAAGAAGAAUCACAACUACGCUAGAAUCAUCAAGGACUUCUACUUCACCGCAGAUGAAAGCUUGCGUCCACGAGUCUUCGGCAUGACAGCAAGUCCGAUCGAUGCGAAGACGGAUGUCACCCAAGCUGCGCUGGAGCUGGAGACUCUGCUUCACUCUCGGAUUGCAACCACCGACGACAUGAGCUUCACGGCGGCAGUGAAGCGGCCAGCCGAGAGCAUAUUGCGCUACGACGCCCUUGCUCAGCCGUUCGAAACGAAGUUGCUGCAGGCCGUCAAAGCAAAUUACGGCCACAUCGAUGCCUUCCGCCGCACCUUCGAGCGAACACCAGAGAUCGCUCGACAGCUUGGCUCUUGGUGUGCUGAUAUGUUUCUUGUCGACACCAUUGCUGAGAAGCGGAUGAAGAAAUACGAAGAGAGGACCGAACGCAAGUUCUACGCUCGGAAUGCUAAUCCCAAUGUUAAGGAACUUGACGAUAAGCAGGCCGAGCUGCGAGCAGCCAUCGACUUUCUGGAACAGCAAGCACGCGGCUUGUAUGGCAAGGCCAUGGAAGAGGACGAGAUCAGUUCGAAGAUCAAGAGUCUCCGACUGUAUCUCGCUACCCAUUUCGAGCGGCCAACUUCCCAGCGCUGCAUCGUGUUUGUCGAGCGUCGGCACACAGCAAGACUGCUUCAUGCUCUGUUUCUGAAGAUCGGGCCACCUCACAUGAAGUCGAGCUUCUUAGUGGGCAGCGGUGGCAAAGGCGAAGAAGACAACAUCAGCUUCCGGUCUCAAGUGAUGACACUCAUCAAGUUCCGGCAAGGCGAGAUCAAUUGCCUCUUUGCCACUUCGGUCGCCGAGGAAGGACUUGAUGUGCCAGACUGCAACCUCGUCAUCCGCUUCGACAUGUACCGGACCAUGAUCCAGUACGUCCAGUCUCGCGGCAGAGCUCGACAGCAGAAUUCAAGAUUCAUCCACAUGAUGGAGUCAGGCAAUUCCGUCCACGCACAGCUGGUGUCCGAAGUCCGCUUCCAAGAGCGAGCCAUGCGCAAGUUCUGCGGAUCACUGCCUGAGGACCGCCGACUCAUCGGCCACGAGGACAAUCUCGAGGCGCUGCUGGAGAAGGAAAAGGACCUGCGCGUCUUCGUCGACGAGAUCAGCGGAUCGAAGCUGACGUACGGCAACUGUCUCGCAGUACUGGCAAAUUAUGUCUCUGUUCUUCCGACCGACUCCGAUGAGCCUCUCCACCCAACCUACGUUGUCUUCACCAGAGGUGCCAAGUUCCUGAGCGAGGUGCUGCUGCCUCCAGGCUCAGCAGUACGCUCCGUCAUCGGUCGUGUGCACACGAAGAAGACUCUCGCCAAGCGCGCCGCGGCCUUUGACGCCUGCAUGGAGCUGAGGAAGAAAGGUCAUCUGGACGAGAAUCUGAUGUCUACUCAACGCAGACGGGUGAAUGCUAUGAGGAAUGCUGAGCUGGCUCUGAACAUGAAGAGCGGCGGCAACUAUGUGAUGCGCAUGAAGCCGAGCGUAUGGGCUGAAGCGAGAGGGACGUUGCCGGAUGAGCUGUGGGCUACUGUCCUGCAAUUUCCGGACGGGCUGGAGAGGGAUCACCAGCCUUUGGCUCUGCUUACCAGGACCCGCAUGCCGGAGUUCCCGCCGUUCCCGCUUUUCUUGAACGAUGGCAGGAGGUCGACUGUGGUUUGCAGACGGUUGCCGCGGGCAAUCAAGCUUGACGACGGUCUUCUGGACAAACUGAGCGCGUUCACGUUUCGGGUGCUCAAGGAUGUGUUCACGAAGACGUUCGGACAAGAUGCGGCCGGGCUGUCCUACUGGAUCGCUCCACUCAAAGCUGCUGCCAUCGUGGGCGAUGAGAAGUCAACUGCCGAUAUCUUGGACAUGCCAUUGCUGAAAGAGAUUGUAGCCAGCGACGACAGCAAGUGGACACCCAACACGCCGCCCGAGAGCCUAGUUGGCAAGUUCAUCGUUGAUCCGUACAGCGGUGGCAACAAGUAUGUCACACUUGCUCUCGAACCCACACUCUCACCAUCAGAUCCGCCACCGGAGAACUCAUCCAAGCAGAAGCGAGCUACUACCAUCAUCAACAAUACCGUCAGCCUGUGGAAGAAGCAGAAGGAGAUGAGCACGUGGCACCCGAACCAGCCUGUCCUCAGAGCACAGAAGCUGUGGUUGCGGUUGAACCAGCUGGCGACUCCCGAUGCGAAGGAUAACAAAGAGAGGCCGAGUGGACUGGCGUACAUUUGCCCGGAGCCGCUGAUCAUCUCGAUGCUGCCGCCUGAGGUGGUGACGUCCUGCUUCGUGUUUCCCGCCAUCAUCCAUCGGCUGGAAUCCUACCUCAUCGCGCUGGAGGCUUGCGAUGUGGUGGGCGUGAAGUGCAUCCCCGAGAUGGCGUUGGCGGCUGUUACCAAAGACGCCGACAAUAGCGGCGAGCACGGCGAGGAGCGCAUCAACUUUCAGCGCGGCAUGGGCGAGAACUACGAGCGGCUGGAGUUCAUUGGCGAUACGUUCUUGAAGACUGCUACGACGAUCUCGACCUACAUCCAGAAUCCAAGCGAUGUUGAAGCGGACAUGCACGUCAUUCGCAUGCUGAUGCUGUGCAACAAGAACCUCUUCGAGACUGCUCAGAAGCUGGACUUGAUGCAGUACGUGCGCAGCCAGGCUUUCUCACGUCGGACGUGGUACCCUGAGGGCUUGAAAUUGCUUGAGGGCAAAGGCAAGAACAAGGACGAGGCGACUGCAGUGAUCAAGCAUUCGCUGGGUGACAAGACUGUUGCCGAUGUGUGUGAAGCAUUGAUCGGUGCGGCAUUUGUCAGCCACGAUAAGCUUGACGAGAAGUGGAAUCCAGAGCAGUUUGACCCUGCAGUCCGCGCUGUCACCAAGCUGGUCGACAAGCCUGACCACGCCAUGGACAACUGGGCCGGCUACCGCGCCGCCUACAACAAGCCCGCGUUCCAGACAGCAGACUCCACUGCCUCCCAACGCGACCUCGCAGAGAAAGUCGAACUCGAACACCCCUACCACUUCAAGUAUCCCCGCCUCCUCCGCUCCGCCUUCAUGCACCCCUCGCAACCCCGCUCCUACGAAAGCGUGCCCAGCUACGAACGCAUCGAGUUCCUCGGCGACGCCCUCCUUGACCAAGCCAGCAUCACGCACCUCUUCUACCGCUUCCACAACAAAGACCCGGGCUGGCUGACCGAGCACAAAAUGGCCAUGGUCGGCAACAAGUUCCUCGGCGCCGUGUGCGUCAACAUCGGCUUCCACCGGCAUUUGCGCUACGCCUCCGAGACCCUGGAACACCAGAUUCGUGAGUACGCUACUGAAUUGCUGGAAGCUAAACGUACGGCUGGCGAUUCGAGGGACUACUGGACCACCGUCUCUGACCCACCGAAGUGCCUGCCGGAUAUUGUCGAGAGCUACGUAGGCGCGAUGUUCAUCGACUCCGACUUCGACUACGGCGUCGUGCUCGACUUCUUCAACAAGCACAUCGCGUGGUACUCGAAGACAUGUCCCUCUACGACUCCUUCGCCAACAACCACCCGUGCACCCACCUCCACAACCUCAUGCAAACGACCUACGGCUGCCAGGAGUACCGCCUCAUGGCCCAUGAAGUUCCCGGCGCCGACGGAGUGGAGGUUGAACGGAAGGAUGUCGUGGCCGCGGUGCUGGUGCAUAAGGCUGUGGUGGCUUUUUCGAAGGGGAAGAGUGGGCGGUAUGCGCGGUUGA